UACAUGUGCAGCUACUGUGGCAAGUUCUACUCGAGGAAGUACGGCCUGAAGAUUCACGUACGAACCCACACCGGGUUCAAACCCCUGAAGUGCCGCAUCUGCCAGAGGGCGUUCGGCGACCCCAGCAACCUCAACAAACACGUUCGAUUGCACUCUGAAGCUAAGACGCCCUACAGUUGCGGCGAGUGCGGCAAGUUGCUCGUUAGACGGAGAGAUCUGGAGAGGCACGUCAAA
This is a messenger RNA of Helobdella robusta, 234 nucleotides long. RefSeq lists its product as hypothetical. Gene Ontology annotation, cellular component: nucleus. The record is from RefSeq and is a predicted model, not a curated record. The transcript has a single exon. Lineage: Eukaryota; Metazoa; Annelida; Clitellata; Rhynchobdellida; Glossiphoniidae. The annotation marks the transcript as partial.